Molecule: messenger RNA, 3198 nt
Organism: Pipistrellus nathusii (Nathusius's pipistrelle)
Lineage: Eukaryota; Metazoa; Chordata; Mammalia; Chiroptera; Vespertilionidae
Source: the annotation of a GenBank genome assembly
AUGCCCAUCGUCGACAAGCUGAAGGAAGCCCUGAAGCCCGGCCGCAAAGACUCGGCCGGCGAUGGCGAGCUGGGGAGGCUGCUGGCCGCCUCCGCCAAGAAGGUGCUGCUGCAGAAGAUCGAGUUUGAGCCGGCCAGCCGGAGCGUCUCCUUCCAGCUGCAGGCCCUGCGGAGCAAAUACGUGCUGCUGAGCCCCCGGCCGGAGGGCGCCGGCCGCCCCCACGGGGAGGGGCCGCCUGCCCGGAGACAGGGCAGCCAGCGCCUGUACGAGAGCAGCGGCGACGGCGUCCCCGCCCCGCAGAAGGUGCUGUUCCCCGCGGAGCGGCUGUCUCUGAAGUGGGAGCGCGUCUACCGCGUGGGCGCCGGGCUCCACAACCUGGGCAACACGUGCUUCCUGAACUCCACCGUUCAGUGCCUGACCUACACGCCGCCCCUGGCCAACUACCUGCUCUCCCGGGAGCACACGCGCAGCUGUCCGCAGGGCAGCUUCUGCAUGCUGUGCGUCAUGCAGAACCACCUCGUGCAGGCCUUCGCCAACAGCGGCAACGCCAUCAAGCCCGUGUCCUUCAUCCGGGACCUGAGAAAGAUCGCCCGGCAUUUCCGCUUCGGGAACCAGGAGGACGCACAUGAGUUCCUGCGGUACACCAUCGACGCCAUGCAGAAGGCCUGCCUGAACGGCUACGCCAAGUUGGACCGCCAGACGCAGGCCACCACUUUGGUCCACCAGAUCUUCGGAGGCUGCCUCAGGUCGCGCGUGAAGUGCUCGGUGUGCAAGAGCGUCUCGGACACCUACGACCCCUUCCUGGACGUGGCGCUGGAGAUCCGGCAGGCGGCCGACAUCGUGCGCGCGCUCCAGCUCUUCGUGAAGCCGGACGGCCUGAGCGGGGAGAACGCCUACAUGUGCGCCAGGUGCAAGAAGAAGGUGCCCGCCAGCAAGCGCUUCACCAUCCACAGGGCAUCCAACGUCCUGACGCUUUCCCUCAAGCGCUUUGCCAACUUCAGUGGGGGCAAGAUCACCAAGGACGUGGGCUACCCCGAGUUCCUGAACAUCCGCCCCUACAUGUCGCAGAGCAGCGGCGAGCCCGUGGUGUACGGGCUGUACGCCGUGCUGGUGCACUCGGGCUACAGCUGCCACGCCGGGCACUACUACUGCUACGUGAAGGCAAGCAGCGGGCAGUGGUACCAGAUGAAUGAUUCCCUGGUCCAUUCCAGCAACAUCCAGGUGGUUCUGAACCAGCAGGCCUACGUGCUGUUCUACCUGCGGAUUCCAGGCUCCAAGAAGAGUCCCGAGGGCACCAUCGCCAGGGCCGGCUCCGCCCUCUCCAGCCGCCCCGGCGGGGCUCUGGACCACGGCAGGAAGAGCGUCAGCAACGGGGCCCUCUCGUCCCUGCUGCCCGGAAAGAGGCCGGACCCCGUGGCCAUGAGGAAGCUGCAGGCCCCUGAGGAGACGGGUGUGCCCGUGCCCAGGAACGGCUUCCUGUCGGGCCUGAAGACUCAGAAUGGACACACUCCUCCCAAGCUGCCCUUGGGGUCCCCUGCCCCCCGACUCUCCAAAGCACCCACCCCCCUGCCGACCCUCCUGGAUGCGCCCGGAAAGAAAGUCAAGAAGCCGGCCCCCCCGCAGCCCCUCGCCCCGCCCCUCAAGACUUCUCCGGGGCCCCACCGUGCCAGCGGUAGGGGCGCUGGCCUCUCUACCUCACCCAAGCUUGUGCCUGCAGCGACUGCCAAUGGGCACGGGCCUGCGGGCAGUGCCCCGGACAGGGCAGUCUCCAGCAGUUCCAGCCCCGAGCACUCCGGGAGCAGCGACCCCGCCCAGGGCCCCCCCACCCCCAGGAGCGGGGCCGCCCGCCUCGGUGACUCUCAGGGAAGGACCCCCACAGCCGGCUCGCCCAGGGCGCUGCUGAACGGUGAAGCCUCCCCGGUGGUGAAGCCGCGGCCCCCCGCCCUGAGCAGCGUGGCCACCGAGCCCGCGAACACCAUGUCUCCUCCGCCUGCCAAGAAGCUGGCCCUCUCAGCCAGGAAGGCCAGCCCCCUGCGGAGGGCCCCCGGCACUGACCGAGCGCCGCCCCUCCCGCCUCUCUCCGACCUCACCCACCCCCGGAAAGCCACUCACCCCGCCGCCUGCGCCCGGCCUGUGGGCGCCGCCAGGGCUGUGUCACCUACUCCCGGAUCAUCUGGCCUCCCAAAGCCCCCCCACGCCGCCACCCCGCCCAGCAGCCUCCCGAACUCCGCCUCCGCUCCCCUGCCUCAGGUCAACGGGGGCUUUCGCCCCCCCCCACACCAGCCAGAGGCCAGCGAGCCCCUCAGCCUUUGUAAGAAGAGGAAGCGGAAGCGCCUGGGUGAGGCCCUGAGGCCAGGCUCAGAGCCGGGGGAGGCCGAGGCCCCUCCUGGGAAGAGGAGGAGGAAGAAGAGGCGCCCCGAGGACACGGACAGCGCCCCCCUGCAGCAGGGGCAGGGGCAGCACUGCAGCCCCGGGCACAGGCAGGAGGGCAGCGUGGAGCGGCCAGCUUCCAGCCCGGAGGCAGAGGGCGGGCAGCAGCCAGUGAACGGCCGGGGCCUGGUGAAGGGCUGGCUGGUGGGAUGCAGGACGGACAGCCCCCACGUGAGCAAGAAGAGGAGGAAGGGAGUGGAUGGCCUUGGCGGAGAAGGAGAAGCCCGCCUCCGCCAGGACCCGCCUUGGCACAGGAGCUGCUCCCCCUCGGACGCUGAGCCAGAGGCCACGGCAGCAUCUCCAAGGAAAAAGAAGGAAAAGAGGAAGCCCGAGGCCCUGCGGGAAGGAGAAGGGAAGGAGCACCCCGAAGGCUGGAAGGGCCCUGCCGUCAGCGGCCAGGGUGCUGGGGACCUCGCAGGGCCGGAGCCGGCUCCUCGGCUCUCCUGCACGAGGGAGCGCGGUGCCAGCGUGGUCUGGGAGCUGCUGGAGUGCGCGGCGGAUAAGGCCUACGGGAGGAAAGUUCUGACGUGGGGUGGCGAGGUGUCGGCUGUCAGCCGGGACGCCAUACACGACAGCAGGCUGGCGCGCGCCUCCUCGGUGAUCGACGACUGGGAUGAAGAGUUUGACCGCGGGAAGGAAAAGAAAAUUAAAAAGUUCAAGAGAGAAAGGAAAAGAAACUUCAAUGCCUUCCAGAAACUUCAGAACAGACGGAACUUUUGGUCUGUGACUCAUCCAGCCAAGGCCACCAGCCUCAGCUACCGCCGCUGA